Messenger RNA from Sycon ciliatum, 1322 nucleotides. Its product is annotated as glutaredoxin-3-like. The record is from RefSeq and is a predicted model, not a curated record. NCBI's taxonomy places the organism in Eukaryota, Metazoa, Porifera, Calcarea, Leucosolenida, Sycettidae. The transcript has 10 exons. Gene Ontology annotation, biological process: intracellular iron ion homeostasis. Gene Ontology annotation, cellular component: nucleus; cytosol. Bases 101 to 766 code for a protein of 221 amino acids.
GGAAAUGGAAUAAUUCACUUUGUUGUUUUCGAAAAUAACACAAGACUGGUGGCAUAUCGUCACUAUUAUCGUGGUAUCUUUUCUGUUCCAAAUUGGAAAAAUGGGGAUCAUGGACGUAACAACCGUUGAUCAGUUCAACGAUGUCACAUCCAGCUCGAAAUUGACUGUGGUGCAUUUCUGGGCACCAUGGUCUCAGCCAUCUGUGGAUAUGAACAAUGUAUUGGAGACGUUGAAUCCAGAAUAUCCAGAUGUACAGUUUGUGAAGGUGCAGGCAGAAGAGCUGCCAGAUAUUAGUAUGCGUUGUGAAGUGUCUGCUGUUCCGACCUUCGUCUUCUUCAGGGUGAAAAAAGCAGUGGAUCGGCUCGGCGGUGCCAACGUCCCCGAGUUCACCAAGCGCCUCAAGCAGCUAGCGGCAGUCGAUGCUACCCCGGAACCGCUCAAGGCAGCAGCGCCAGUUAGUGCGGAGGCAUUGAACGAGAAGUUGAAGGGACUCAUCGAAUCUGCAUCAGUCAUGCUGUUCAUGAAGGGAGAUCCCCAGACGCCUCGCUGCGGAUUUAGUCGUCAGAUCGUGGCGCUUCUAAAUGAGAAUAAAGUAACCUUCAGUACAUUCGACAUUCUUACAGAUGAUCAGGUGCGACAAGGUCUGAAGAAGUACUCCGACUGGCCCACCUUCCCUCAGCUCUAUAUCAAGGGUGAACUGGCAGGUGGCUUGGACAUUGCCAAGGAACUUGUUGCCAAUGGUGAGCUGAAGGAGAUGGUCGCGUAACGAGAAUGUGUGCAAGACCCGUGUUACACUCCCAGUGUGUGUGUGUGUAUGCACAGUGCUACUGGCUGUGGCUACAUGCUUACAACAGUCAAACAAGUGAUCGUCAUGCUGGAGUCUUCUGUUACAUGUACCGAAAUGCCGUAGCUAACCACCAAGUUCGUGCUAAGGAUUUGACAACCAUGGAGUGCCUCUGUACAGAAACCUAAACCCUUGAAGGACUAUUUUACCAUUUUUCAUUUCGCUCUCCAUGGCAUGGGCCCAGAGUCAAGCAACUGGCUUUGCUGACCAACGUCUUACUGCUUUGGCCUGGUGCCCUGCAUGCAUGCAUGCUACAAUUCCCCAGCCACCGCAUUGAACAGCUGUAACGACACGUUUGGUGUGUGUGUGUGUGCACGCAUGCGCGUGUGUGGGUGUGUGUGUGUGGGGUGAAUGUGGUUUGAAGAGGGCACAGCUGCCUGCGCUAUACCAUCGAUCAGAUUUUGUGUUGAUUUUUCAGCUUUUCUAAUUCACUAACAAGUAAAUGUUGUUAUGCUGUAUGAAAAAUGAUUUUGCUUCA